UCCAUCUCUUGAGCCCCGAAGAAAACCCCCCUCCCCUUCGGACUCCAUAUCUCUUUUGACUCUAUAUAUGUGGGCACCUGAUAUCUAUGAGGGUUCGCCCACCCCGGUUACAGCAUUCCUUUCUAUUGUGCCUAAAAUCUCUAUUUCUGCUAAUAUUUCACGUGUUUCUAUUUAUGGUUCCUAUGGAGCUACAUUGCAACAAAUCUUCUUUUUCUGCAGCAUUGCUUCUAUGAUCUUAGGAGCACUGGCCGCCAUGGCCCAAACGAAAGUAAAAAGACCUCUAGCUCAUAGUUCAAUUGGACAUGUAGGUUAUAUUCGUACUGGUUUCUCAUGUGGAACCAUAGAAGGAAUUAAAUCACUACUAACUGGUAUCUUUAUUUAUGCAUUAAUGACGAUAGAUGCAUUCGCUAUAGUUUUAGCAUUACGGCAAACCCGUGUCAAAUAUAUAGCGGAUUUGGGCGCUCUAGCCAAAACGAAUCCUAUUUUGGCUAUUACCUUCUCCAUUACUAUGUUCUCAUACGCAGGAAUACCCCCGUUAGCCGGCUUUUGUAGCAAAUUCUAUUUGUUCUUCACCGCUUUGGGUUGUGGGGCUUCCUUCCUAGCCCCAGUGGGAGUAGUGACUAGAGUUAUAGGUCGUUGGGCGAUUGGAAGGUUGCCACGAGUAAGUAAGUGGGGACCGAAGGCAGUUCUCCUUGCACCGGACACGUAGCUUACUGAAUUAGUUGCGACACGGAUGGGAAUGCAUGCUACGAAAGAUAGGAUCGAGUCUGAUACAUCAACCGUCUGCUCAAUAUCCUUGUACGAGUCCACAAUCACUACACGAGAUGAACCUUGGUUUGGUGAAUUGAAGUUGGCCUUAGGUGUAAUAGGACUCCCAGUUACUGCGUGCGAUCGUAUACUGAGGUGCUCCCCGCCGGUUGUUGGAACGACGCAAGCCGGGCCGAGCCUCGGUUCAGAAAGAUGUAGAGCCCAAAAGUAUAAAUAGGGGGUUACAAAUUAUCCAUCUCAUUGGGGGCGGAAAACGAAUAGACAUCUCGAUGUGAUACAACCUUUUCUAUUUUAGUUGGGAAAGAACAGCGAAGUCCAUCCGAACCGUCCAAUGAAGAAUAAGAGGAGAGCAAAGCGCCAAUGGCGUGCGAAGCGCAUGCGGAACUGGCAUGGAGAAAAAUAAGUGUGGAGAAGAAGCAGCCGAGCUCAUUCCCUUCGCUUCCUGGGCCCAAAGCAGUGUAGUCUUUCCUGGCCAAAUCAAGGAUUUGGGG
Messenger RNA from Quercus robur (English oak), 1259 nucleotides. Its product is annotated as NADH-ubiquinone oxidoreductase chain 2. Lineage: Eukaryota; Viridiplantae; Streptophyta; Magnoliopsida; Fagales; Fagaceae. The record is from RefSeq and is a predicted model, not a curated record.